Molecule: messenger RNA, 1935 nt
Organism: Pygoscelis adeliae (Adelie penguin)
Lineage: Eukaryota; Metazoa; Chordata; Aves; Sphenisciformes; Spheniscidae
Gene: COLGALT2
Product: collagen beta(1-O)galactosyltransferase 2
Exons: 12
Coding region: 1-1749 (582 amino acids)
Molecular function (GO): procollagen galactosyltransferase activity
Source: RefSeq, a predicted model, not a curated record
AUGGCGGAGGCCAUAGAGGAAGCACCAUUGUUUGAGACAGAGUGCUAUUUCAGUGUUUUAACAGAACAUAGCAUCUGCGCAAAGCUCCUCCGUGUGUUUUCACAAACUUGUAACCUCUGUGUCAGGAAACAGGCGGCCACUGACCACAAUGUUGAUAACACCACAGCAGUCCUUAGAGAGUGGCUGAAGAACGUGCAGAACCUCUACCAUGAUGUGGAGUGGAGGCCAAUGGAAGACCCCCAGUCUUACCCAGAAGAAAUUGGGCCAAAACAUUGGCCAAGCUCCCGAUUCACUCAUGUGAUGAAACUCCGACAGGCUGCCCUGCGCGCUGCACGAGAGAAGUGGUCAGACUACAUCCUGUUUAUUGAUGCAGAUAAUUUACUGACCAACCCACAAACCCUGAACCUGAUGAUAGCAGAAAACAAGACGUUGGUGGCACCAAUGCUCGAGUCUCGCUCUCUCUACUCUAACUUCUGGUGUGGCAUCACCCCGCAGGGCUAUUACAAAAGGACCUUGGAUUAUCCCCUGAUUCGGGAAUGGAAAAGGACAGGCUGUUUUGCUGUCCCGAUGAUUCAUUCCACGUUCCUCAUUGACUUGAGGAAAGAGGCCUCCACCAAGCUGAUGUUCUACCCCCCACACCAGGACUACACCUGGAGCUUUGAUGAUAUCAUGGUCUUUGCCUUCUCCAGUCGCCAAGCAGGAAUACAGAUGUUUGUCUGCAACCAUGAACACUAUGGUUUCCUUCCCAUGCCCCUGAAAUCGCACCAGACGCUGCAAGAAGAAACCGAGAACUUUGUGCACACACUAAUCGAGGCCAUGAUCGAUCGUCCUCCAGUUGAACCUUCUCAGUAUGUCUCUGUUCCUCCGAAGAACCCUGACAAGAUGGGAUUUGAUGAAAUUUUCAUGAUCAAUCUGAAGCGUCGGAAAGACAGGCGGGAUCGGAUGCUGCGGACUCUCUAUGAGCAGGAGAUUGCAGUCAAGAUAGUGGAGGCUGUGGAUGGAAAAGCACUGAACACGAGUCAGCUCAAAGCUCUCAGCAUCGAUAUGCUUCCGGGUUACCGGGACCCAUACUCCUCCAGGCCACUAACCAGGGGAGAGAUCGGCUGCUUCCUUAGUCACUAUUAUAUCUGGAAGGAGGUGGUGAACAGAGAACUGGAGAAGACGCUUGUUAUUGAGGAUGAUGUGCGCUUUGAACACCAGUUUAAAAGGAAGCUUAUGAAGCUGAUGGAUGACAUUGAACAAGCCCAGCUAGACUGGGAGCUUAUCUACAUUGGCCGGAAAAGGAUGCAGGUGCAGGAGCCUGAGAAAGCAGUUCCCAAUGUCAUGAACCUGGUGGAAGCUGACUACUCGUACUGGACCCUGGGGUACGCAAUCUCUUUCCAAGGGGCUCAGAAACUCAUCGGAGCUGAACCUUUCAGCAAGAUGUUGCCAGUAGAUGAAUUUCUGCCAGUCAUGUACAACAAGCACCCUGUAGCGAAGUACAUGGAGUAUUAUGAGUCCAGAGACUUGAAAGCCUUUUCAGCAGAACCCCUGCUUGUUUACCCCACCCACUACACAGGGCAGCCAGGCUACCUCAGCGACACAGAGACCUCUACAAUCUGGGACAACGAGACCGUGUCAACAGACUGGGACAGAACACACUCCUGGAAAUCCCGGCAGCAGGGCAAGAUCCAUAGUGACGCCCAGAACAAGGAUGCCCUGCCUUCCCAGUCAUCUCUCAACGCGCCAUCCUCCAGGGAUGAACUAUGACUGCCCACUUCCCCUGGGACUCUGUUGACAGCUGAACCUGCCUCACACUUCAGCUUUUCACCCUUGAAAGUUGUAGAGCAGCUCUUCAUGUGGUCUCCUUCCCACUGCUUCGAAUGGCAAAGCACAGUGGUUGGCCCUGACUGUUACAACUAACCAAGCCGCUUAGGACUGGGUGGGAGAUGAAGG